UGAACCUUGUAGCCCCUUUUUGUCUCUCAUUGGACUCGUCAUUUUAUUAGGCCAGCAGUAGCAGUUGUAUGUAGCUGCGAUUUAUUUUAUGUUAGCUUAGGUGAGUUUUCCAGGUGUUUCCCCUGUCUCCUAAUGCACGAAUAAUUACCCAUUUGGAAAUAAAUCAAUAUCAAACCUCUCUCUAAUUCAUAACGGUCUACGCGAAGCAGCGAUUGAAAGCACAUGAAAAAUGAGCCGAGAAACGCUAUCCAGAGGCUACACGCUGGAUUUCCAUCCAUUUGAGGAGCAUGGGGGGAGCGCGAUAAGAAAAUUCAGCCGGAAACGUUCGAGCCAGCGUCUGCCUUUUUAUGCAGCGGCUAAGAAUAGCACGGAUACUAUCAUCACACUUUUAAAUAGUUAUAAUUGAACUUCCGUCUGUGUCUGCCCGGUGCGUGCGUGCGUGCGUGCGUGCGAGCGCACGCGCCUGUUGUUUUCUGCUAUCUCUGCGUGGGUAGUGUACAACCUAGCACACAAAAGCCUCGAAGAACAAACGCCAAGUGCAGCGGCUUGAAGGUUUGGACGCGGGGCAACGCGCGUUUAGGGCAAAGCUAGCAAAACAAACCGACUGAAGCCACCGCGUGAAAGAGCGCGCGAGCUCAUUUUUGGUAAAUUCGAGGCGCGAGCGUCGCGCUUUUGCUGUUUAUUGGAAUUUGGCAGCAUUCCCUUAAAAUGAAAAAAGGAGACAAGAAACGUGUUGGAUGUCGACAGGGAAGGGAACAAUUAUCGGAAUGAGGUUGACCGUGUUCGCCCUUGCCGAAGCCUGCAGGUUGCAAUAACCAUAUGGCCCAUGUGUUGGCCCCGUAGCCGCGCAGUCCCCUAUUGGACAAACGAACCCCGUUGGCUUCUCCACCCUGUGUGUCCUGUCAGUCCACUGGUUCACUAGUUCACCGUGUCAAUCCACCCUGCUCCGCGCAAGCAGCGAGAGGCGAGCAGACAGCUUGAGGCUAGAGGUGGAAUCUUUCGCCUGCUGGUGAGUGGUGCUCCAGAGCAGACACACGCCAAGACCUGGAGCCCGGGGUUCGGCCGAAGAAAAAAAAACGAGCUCCCGGAGCAUUGGGCUCGUGGACGCCUAAGCGGAGCGCGCGCGCAUUAGCGGUUCCCAGCGCGCCUAUAAACGCUUUGAUCCACAAAGCAGCCUCGUUUUGUUUUACGCAAACGUUUAAAUCGAUAAGGAAGCUGUAAAACGUUACCUUCUCGCAUCGAGCGACCCGUUUAUAUACACCUAUAAAACAAUCCUUGCACGGCGGUCAAUCGGCUCCGUCGUUUUGCAUAAAUAUUCCAAAAACAAAGACCCGUCUUCGGCGGAGAGAUCGGGAGGAAUGCUGGAUGUCAGUUCCUCCUCGUUAUCAAGAAGUUGUAUCCUUGCAUAAAAUCUAGAAGUGAUAAAGGACAAUAUCUCGGUCAGCUUCCAAGAGGCCAUUGGAAAGAGACCGUCACGUGACAUCUAGUGCCAAUGUUCUUCCAGAAGGUCGUCAGGACCCUGGUAGCCGGUAACUCGAUUUUUGGAAAUGCAGAAAACGACCUACUACGACAACUCGACACUUUUCGGAGGAUACUCGUACCAGGGGGCAAACGGUUUUGGCUAUGAUGCCCCGGCACCGGCCUUCCAGAACUCAGCGCAUCUUGAGGGUGACUACCAAAGGUCUGCAUGCUCCCUACAGUCGCUCGGCACCAGCGCACCCCCACAGCCUCAGCAUGCCAAGACGAAAGAGCUUAACGGCAGCUGCAUGCGGCCCAGUCUGCCACCUGAACACCACCCACCCCCCCAGGUCUCCCCUCCUCAGAACGCUGUAAACGUUGCUGCCUCAAACGCCACCCAGCAGCCGGGCGGCAGCGGUGGCGGUGGGGCCGGCAGUGGGGGCACGGCCAAAUCGUCAUCCAAGUCGUCCUCUCUGGCCCCAAACCCAGCUCUCACGAAGCAAAUCUUUCCUUGGAUGAAGGAGUCACGUCAGAACACCAAGCAAAAAAACAGCUCCCCUAGUGCAAGCUCAGCUAACGCGGAGAGCAGCGGUGGUGAGAAAAGCCCUCCGGGUUCUGCAGCUUCCAAGAGAGCACGCACCGCUUACACCAGCGCUCAGCUGGUGGAGCUGGAGAAGGAGUUUCACUUCAACCGAUACCUGUGCCGGCCGAGGCGCGUGGAGAUGGCCAACCUGCUCAAUCUUAGCGAGCGGCAGAUCAAGAUUUGGUUCCAGAACAGGCGGAUGAAGUACAAGAAGGAUCAAAAGUCGAAAGGCAUCGGCUCGUCCUCAGGGGGGCCGUCCCCCACGGGAAGCCCACCUCUCCCGAUGCAGUCCUCUGCCGGUUUCAUGAACUCUAUGCACUCGAUGGGCAGUUACGACGCUCCCUCCCCGCCAUCUUUUAACAAGCCCCAUCAAAAUGCAUACGCCAUGUCCACAGCCUAUCAGAACCCAAUGAAAGGUUGCCCACCCCAACAGAAGUAUGGAAACACCGCACCGGAUUAUGACCCGCACGGGCUACAGGGUAACAGCGGCACCUACGGGACUCCAAACAUGCAGGGUAGCCCCGUGUAUGUGGGAGGCAGCUAUGUCGACGCCAUGCCUGCCACUGGGCCUUCUAUGUAUGGCCUCAAUCACCUACCACACCACCAGUCGGCAAGCAUGGACUACAACGGUGCCGCACAGAUGCCGGCGAACCAGCACCACGGACCGUGUGACCCACAUCCGACGUACACGGAUCUGUCCGCGCACCAUCCUUCUCAGGGUAGAAUCCAAGAAGCACCCAAGUUGACUCAUCUGUAGCAGGUUUGGACAAAACAAACAAAAAAAAGAAACGAAAAAAUACAAAAACGGGAAAAAGAUAGAAAAAAAAACGAAAGGAUGACAAGACGAAACAGACUAACCCAUGGGGCGAUGCAAUGGGGUUGAAAAAGAUGAUCCAGUGGUUUCUUGCCAUGACUAGAGCACCGGUUUGUGUCAAUGUCCUCCUUCCAUUCACACCCCAAUUUAGCACCCAUAGGUCUAAAAACCCCUUUAAAACCACACGCUUCACGAACAGUGGCUAGUUGUAUGCCAAGGAAUAGACUGUCUAGCUGUAUGACCUCAUCACAUCAUCCUAAAUGUUUUGUGUACUUCUUCAGGCAUUGUCGCUGCGUUCCUCACGCUUCGGAGGGCGGUACGGUAUAGCUUACGUUUAAACUUACCGGUGCAAGAAAACCACUGGAUUGUUUUCGUCCACCACCCUUAUUUCACAUACCUCUUUUUUUAAAAAAAAAAGUCUCUCUCAAAAAAAAAAAACACCAGUCGAUUUUUUUAUUAACUCGUUCCCAAAACAGACUGGCACCUUGUCUUUAGCGAGACACGGCGAUCAAGACGUUCAUCUCUUUUGAGUCUGUUUUACACUACGCUACCUAUCACUAUUAAUGAGGAGCGAAUGCAGUUUUGCUAUGGCUUUGACACAGGGUAAAAAAAAAGGAAGAGUUGAGAAUGCUAGUAAAUUAAAGUUUCAUUCCCUCGUUCUCAACUCGCCCCUCCCUCCUUCCCUCCUCCUCCCCGCUCCUUCCCCGCUUCUUUAUCUCUACCAGUCUUUGGGUUCGCCUGCAUUAGUCCAAACUAAUAUGAAAGGCCCACAUUUUCUCAUAUCUUGACUUAACGUGGAAACAGGGUAUAUUUGAACAAAAAUGCAUGUCCGGGAAACCAAGCUACGGCGCAGACGUCUUCGUUUACGCCUAACGCGCUCUCGUCUGGGCAUCAUUGUUGCACUUAGAGUUUACAUUUAAUGGGUGAGGAAGAAAAGCAAAUCUUAUUUUGAAUCGGAAGACCUUCAAUCAGCGUCUUUCGCUAAGUGUGUUCAAGUGAACAUUCAUAAAUAUAUAUUUAUUUGUUAUAGCCAGUUUAAAUACUUUCUUUUUUGUAUUAUUUAUCCCCAUGUAUUUAUAUCGAUAAAAAAUGUACUUUUUUAGUAUCUACCUGUUAUAAAAAAAAGACGCUGUGUUCUUGUCAUUGUAACAAAUUAAUUUUUAGUUCUUGUAUUUUAGAGAUAUGUAGGUUUAUGUUACCCUUGUAUAAAUAAUGUCUUGACUUGUACAGGGGGCGCAAGGACGGAAUCAAACCGUUCCCGCAUAGUCGAGAUUUAGACGAAAUAUAGCGAAACAUUUUGAGAACUUCAUUUGUCCUUUGUAACUACUUUUAUUUCCUUGUUAAGAGUUGGUUGUUGAACGAUUCUUUAAUAAAAUGUUAUGUUAUUCA
Messenger RNA from Puntigrus tetrazona (Sumatra barb), 4244 nucleotides. RefSeq names its product homeobox B3a (gene hoxb3a). Gene Ontology annotation, molecular function: RNA polymerase II cis-regulatory region sequence-specific DNA binding; DNA-binding transcription factor activity, RNA polymerase II-specific. The transcript is spliced from 4 exons. Gene Ontology annotation, cellular component: nucleus. Bases 1548 to 2798 code for a protein of 416 amino acids. Lineage: Eukaryota; Metazoa; Chordata; Actinopteri; Cypriniformes; Cyprinidae. The record is from RefSeq and is a predicted model, not a curated record. Gene Ontology annotation, biological process: regulation of transcription by RNA polymerase II.